This is a messenger RNA of Lemur catta (Ring-tailed lemur), 4858 nucleotides long. It is a transcript of the gene PARM1, whose product is annotated as prostate androgen-regulated mucin-like protein 1. Gene Ontology annotation, cellular component: Golgi apparatus; early endosome; plasma membrane. The transcript has 4 exons. NCBI's taxonomy places the organism in Eukaryota, Metazoa, Chordata, Mammalia, Primates, Lemuridae. The record is from RefSeq and is a predicted model, not a curated record. Bases 75 to 1013 code for a protein of 312 amino acids.
CCCGCGCCCCGCGCGCUCCGCCAGCCCGCGAACUCCCCGCCGCCCGCUCCGGGCCGGCACCGGCACCGGGGACCAUGGUCUGCAGGACCCUCCUCGCUCUCUGCAUCUUCGCGGCAGGAUGGAGGGUGCAGAGCGCGCCCACCUCGGCCCCCUCGCCGGUGUCUCUUCCGGCCACGAUCGCCCCGUCGCCCGCCCUCGGGACCAGCUCUCCUCAGACCGCCGCCACGGUCGCGGCCACCCCAACCUGCGGCCCUCACGGCACCGGGGCGCCCUCAGCCGCGGCCCCGACCCCGACGUCUCCGCUUCCCGACAACACGUCUGUGGAGCCCAGAGGGGAGAAGACCACCGGCCCCGUGUCCGGCUGCGAACUCACAGGCGCAGCAGCCUCCUCUCCUCCCGGGUCCCUGUCAACAAGCGGUGGCGUCCGCCUGACGGUCACACCCGGGGAAGGCGGCGCGGGCACUCGCGAAGCGAGCCUGCCGCCCACGGCGUCGUCGCCGUCCCCGUCCGGGCCUCCCGCGCUCACCUCCCCUCAAGCUCCAGCCUCGUCACCCGCGUCCCUGUCGCCUGCACCACCUGACGCCUCUUCUGCCCCCGUCACCGCCAGCCACAGCUCCACCGUGGCCGGCACGCCGCCCACGGAAGCUGCAGCGGCCCCGGCGUCCCCGACAGAGGAGCCCAGCCCUGGCCACAGCCCCACCGCACAUACCCCGGGGGAGCCAGCGCCCGAGGAGAAAACGCCCCCCACCACCGUGUCAAGCAAGGUGAUGUGUGAGCUGGUCGACACGAAGACCACCACCAUCUUCCCCAGGGUGAUCAUGCAGGAAGUGGAACACGCGCUAAGUUCAGGCAGCAUCGCUGCCAUUACCGUGACGGUCAUCGCCGUGGUGUUGCUGGUGUUUGGCGUUGCGGCGUACCUAAAGAUCAGGCAUUCCUCCUACGGAAGGCUUCUGGACGACCACGACUACGGGUCCUGGGGAAACUACAACAACCCUCUGUACGACGACUCCUAACGAACGAAGGCGGCCCGGGAUGAGGAAUAACUGUUCUUUAUUUAUAAGUGCUUAUCCAGUAGAAUUUAUAACAAGUACCUGAUGCACAUUGAAACGACAAUCUUAAGCCCUGUUUUGUUGGUAUGGUUGUUUUUGUUUUCCUUCCUCUCCUCUAGCUGCUACAACUUCCCCUUUCUGGUACAAAAAGAACCAUCAUUUAAAGGUGAGUAGGGGCUGAUUUUCAGCCGAAAUGGACCAACCUUGCUCCGGCGGAGGCCGCCGCCCCCACCGCGGGACCCAGCCUGAGAAGGACCCAGGAAGCGCAGCUGGGUCGCUUUGCUGGGCUUGACUUUCAGGGGAACUUUUUGUUCGUGGUGUUUCUUAAACUCGCAUUCAGGAAAUGACAUGAAAUAUCAACGAGGGGAAAGGAAACGAGUCCUUAGGAGGGUUUCACCCUGCACGUGAGGGAGCAGGGGUUUCUCAGAUUCCUUUGUAAUCUCUGAUUAUCUGGUUGCAGCUGACAGGAUGCCUGCUUGGCUCUGCAAGCUGCCCAGUUAAUGAAAGAUGAAAAUGGGAGGUGCCCUGGAGGAGGCCAGCAGACGGGAGGCAGGGCGGCAGGUUGGGUGGAUCUGAGCAUGCGCCCCACCUGCUCUCCGGCUCCAGGCCGCCUGGGCCCGCAGAGGAUGCUCUGGUCAAAUGCAACAGGGAUCCCACCCCACCAGCUAUAGGCAGAGUUGCAUUUCCAAAGGAGCAGGCUAUGCGAUGAGCUGAGUAGCAGAGAGAAACGGAGAGGCACGUGGCAUGAGCACACAGGUGUGGGGAGUUGGGAGAGAGAGUCAGGGGAGGGGAGAAGGGUGCUCACCUGCAUUGAGUAUGACAUUAGGGCAAUGGCAAUCAGCUGUCAACAACAGCCAGCAACAUCCACUGCUUAGAGGAGCCCAGAAAAUCCUUCCUUUACACCCAUAAAGCGACUGACUGGUCCACUGCCUCACUCUCUGUUGGAUAAUGGCUGCAAACUGUUAAAAAAAAAGGGGGGGGGGCACUAUUCUAUCUGCAAUUGCCCAGUGGGGCAUUUCCAUAGGAAACAGAAACCAUGAUUAAUCUGUUUAUUCUUCCUAUACACUUACCUUACUAAUUCUUCCCUUUUCAAAAUGAACACCCCUGUGUAUAUAGUUCUUAAAAUCCUGCACAACAAAUUUUCAGAAAGAGCUGUUCAUCUUCGUAGUCAUCCAUUUAUUGCAGUCAUUCUCAACCAGGAGGUGAUUUUUGUCCCCCACCCUUGCAUUUGAAAACGUCUAGUGACAAUUUUGAUUGUCAUGACUUGGGUUUGCUACUGGUGGACAGUGGCAGGAAUCCUGCCAAACAUUCUACCAUACACACGACAACAAAGAAUUGUCUGGCACAAAAUAUCUAUAGUGCUGAGAUUAAGAUUAUCGAUACUCACAUAUGUCAUGCUUUUUUAUUUUUAACAAAAUGAAAUGAUAUGUUAAAUUUUUAUCUUCCAAGUGUUCAGUUUGUUGGCUGAUGGGUUGUGUUUUGGUAUGCAUGGUCAUCUUUUUAUUUCUAUGUGUUUUCUAGAGAGCUUUAUUUCAUGAGCUGCAACUCUGUCCUCCUAGAACAUAUUAGCAAUCAACAUUUUAUGUCCUGAUUUCAAUGUAGUAGAAAACAAACAUUGGGUCCCAUUUCAAAAUGUGUUAUAUGGUCCUACAUUGUCAUAAAGAACUUGAAAAUGGAUCAGUUUUCAUUUCUAAACUUGGACCUUGCUGCCAUGACUCUGUUUAGUUUACAGAAACUUGACCUCCGGCUCAUCCUGUCACUAGCUGUGGCCCGGCAAAGCACUGACAUGAAAACCACCCUUGCUUUACUAAACAGCUCUGUCGUCAGAGACACUGGGAGUAGUACCGCUUUCUGCAACCUGCCAUCCCACACUCUGAAAAAAAUAUUAUUUUUAAGCUCCUUAGGUGCCAAAAAAAUGAGCAAACCCCAGAGGUAUUUUACAACCAGAGUGGACAAUGUGGAGUAGGCCUGGAGGAAUUACAUCUCUGAGGAUUAAAACUGAAAGACAAUAAAAGUGGACCUUCCCAGAAACAUGGACAAGAGUGACCGAGAGUGCCCAGUCUGGCCGUGUGUGGCUUGAGUCAUUGUCCUUCCUCCCCAUCCCGCCCCCUCCAUAGGGCUUUCAGUUUGGCAAAGGACAAGCCAAUAAAAACAGGACAUUCCAUGUGAUGUUUUUUUCCUCCCAUGGCCAAAAACGUUUUGACAAAAUGUCCAUGAAACACCUUUGGAGAGUUGUACUCUGGGUGUUGCCUCUGUCAUAGAUACUGGGUCAGAGGGACCAGCCUCUUCCCAGGAACCCUGACCUAUUACAAACCAUGGACUCAACAAACGAUUUUCUUGCUAUUGUGCAAGAGCACGUGAUGGGUUUGUUGCUCUUAUUAAGUUCCCAAUGCUUAUGGCAAAGGGAGGGUUCUGGGCCUAAAGCAGAUGUAUUCAGCAAGGUGACAGCUUCCCGCAAAAACUCAAACGCUCUCUGUGAUGUUAUGUCAGUAUAAAAUACCUAAAGGUUGAGCCUUAUUUUGCCAAAUGUCUUUUUUCUGAUUUUGAACUGGCCAAAGGAUUUUAGCAACUGUAUUCUACAAGUGUUACUUACACACACACACACACACACACACACACACACACACACGCACACACACACGCGCACACACACGCACACACACACACACCCCUGAAAUAUAUGCUGGUAGUUGACUGGCCCUCAGGGAGUCUGUCAGGUGUACCCAAGGGAAAUGGCUCCAGUGGCUCUAAACACCACGUCCUGUCUGUGGAUAGGACCAGUCAUAAAGCUGUAGAGAGAAUGUCAGAGCAGGGGGGAGGCAAGCAGCCACUCCCCAAGCGUAGAUGACAAGUGAUGAAAGAGUGGGAUUCCACCGUCUCCUCUCUGUGCCCCAAUGACAUCUCCCGCCCUCCCUGCACAGCUGUGUCUUCAUUUCUAAAAUGGGUGAAGCUUUCAUACUGACCUCACCCCGUACUACCUCACAGAUGUGUUGUGAGGAUUAAUGAAAUCACACCUACAGUGUUUUCAGUUUCUGGAGAAAACAAUAUUUAUAGACAUUUUAAGUAUUACAUAGAUAUAUAAGUGAUCUCAGUUUCUUGUGUGCUGUUAUACUGGUGUGUUGUUUUUACAUAUUCUAUAAAAUGACAGUUGCAUCCUAGCCCCACCAGACAGCUGUUACAGGUCUGGACUACACCCCCACGCCCUGGUGCAGCUGAUCGACUGCAGGGUUAACUGUGCCUGGGAUCACAGAGGAUAGUUUUUGUUUCCAAAGGAAGGUCUGGCCCAGGAUGUAGAUCUCACGGACUCGCAAGUCAGGAUCCAGACGGUUAGGGUAACACGGAGUGUAUACUUGAGCACUAACAACAGUAAACCUCUGGCCUGCACCAUCCUGAAGUCUUCUGGAUUCUGCGUGGAGUUGAUUUUGGUUCGAUGUCAUCUGUUUGCUCUUCUUCUUACUUGCAAGUGUGCAUGGUUCAAUCCCUCGCAUCUGGGACAUGAAUUUUGCAGCUGGGCCAGAUGCUAAUUUGCACGUUGAUUCACCUUCUUUGCCUUUAAUCUUUUUUUUUUUUUUUUUUGGCAAAUGAAUGUACCAUUUCAACUUUGAUUUUAAAAGUACUAGUUGAUAUUGGUUAUACUGCUAACCAAGAGAUCAAUACCAGAUUUCUCUCUUGGGGUGAGUCAACCAAUGUCAUUUAAAGAUGGAAAGAUGUGAAACUUCUUUGAUAUUUGAUGUUAUUGUAUCCACAUUUGUUGUAAGACAUAUUGCAUACCAAUUAUAAUUAUAUCAAUUAAAGUUGUUAAAAGCUUG